AUGAAAUCGCCAAUUGCCCUUCAUAACUAUCUGAUUCUGUCUCACAGACUCAACCAGAUUUCUAGGUAUGUCUCCGAUUGGGAUGAAACCAUCACUGCUCAGGAUACUAUUCCUCUACUCUUCAGAUGGGUGCCCGAUGACUCUCCUUACAAGUUGAGUUACUUCUACAAAAUCUACAUGGAUUCCUAUCAAGAUUAUAUUACGAGGCAACUCCCAUCGAAGCCGUAUCGGGCUCGUGACUCCAUUGCGAAUGAGAUAGCUUAUCAGAAGGAUAUGAAAGCAGUGGAGCUCAGUUCCUUUGAGGCCUGUAUUAGAUUAGACAUUUUUAGAGGAUUAACCAAACAACAGUUGGAAUCUCUAUACACUGAUGUUUGUGUGAAGCCGGGUUUUCCUGAGUUCUAUAGUAAACUUAUCUGUAGGAAAGAGUUACAAUUUGGGAUCCUCAGUGUCAACUGGAGUUCGUUGUUUAUCAAAAAAUACUUCAAGGAGACAUUCGGUAGUGAAGUUCUGGUAUCAGCCAACGAGUUAUCAUUUGACUCUAAUAUUUGCACAGGAAAAUCAGCAGUUGAUUCUGUCAACAGUAUACGAACUGGAUAUGAUAAACUAGUUCAAAUUAAACUGAAGAAUGAUCACCUGGGAAGGGGUAAGUUUGUCUACAUUGGUGAUUCCUCAACCGAUGUCUUGGCAUUGAUAUACAGCGAUUUGGGAAUCAUCAUGAAAGGCGGGUCUGCUGCUAAGCAGUUGAGACAGAUGGGAUUCAGAGUAGCAGAUAUCAACUCGGAUGUCUUGGACAACGACGCAGAUAGCAUCAAAUUUGUACAGAUAGACGACUGGUUCGACAUCCUCUACAUGAUGGAACCAAAGUUCCUAAAUCAGUAG
Brettanomyces nanus is the source of this 879-nucleotide messenger RNA. RefSeq lists its product as uncharacterized. Lineage: Eukaryota; Fungi; Ascomycota; Pichiomycetes; Pichiales; Pichiaceae. The record is from RefSeq and is a predicted model, not a curated record. The transcript has a single exon. Bases 1 to 879 code for a protein of 292 amino acids.